Ilex paraguariensis (yerba mate) is the source of this 844-nucleotide messenger RNA. NCBI's taxonomy places the organism in Eukaryota, Viridiplantae, Streptophyta, Magnoliopsida, Aquifoliales, Aquifoliaceae. The record is from the annotation of a GenBank genome assembly.
AUGGCUAGUGCCCUAGAUGCAGACAUCCAGAUUGAGGCGAUCUUAUUUCCGGGAGUGAAUCUUUGUAUUCACCAUUCGGGGGAUGUGUUUUACAAAUCAAGAGCUAAUUUGAAAUUGAGGAUUUUGCGCGAUGUGCAAUUUCAGUUUUGUUGUGAGGAGUUCAUGGCUUUAUGUGCUUCACGUAGAGCACCUACAUCAUCAGAGCACAGAAUUGGUUUGGCUGGUGGAUUGGAUACACUCACUCUGAGUAGUUUGUAUGAUGAAGCUGCAUAUAGAGCCUCCCAGCAGCCAGUAUAUGGAGCACCUGCUCCAAACCCAUUUGAAGUACAAGAUCCAUUUGCUUUGUCAAACAACAUAGCGCCACCUCCAGCAGUUCGGAUGGCUGCCAUGACUCAACAGCAGGCCAAUCCAUUCGCCCCCUACCAACAACCAGCCUAUCCACCGCCCCAGCAGCAACAGCACUCAAUGAUGGGCCCACAAAAUCCAUUCAUGGAUGCAGGAUUUGGAGCAUUUCCUGUCACCCAUACUGGUCAUCCACAAACGAACAAUCCAUUUGGGAGCACUGGCCUACUGUAAUCAUCUGGAGCAUAUACAGUGUAAUUUUACUAUAGCUUAGUUGAUUUUUGAUGUAUUUGAGCUUGACUGAAGCUGUACAAGUUUGUGCAGUACCUCUUGAUAGAUGAUUUUUCCAGGUUGAUCUUGUAUUUGUUUGGAGUUGUAGAAGAUAGUCAUUGGAUGAUGAUAAACAGAAGCAUUUUCAGUGAAGGUAAUUCACAGUAAAUAAUAUGGCAACUGUACUAUGACCUAAUCUGUUGGCAUUGUCGUCAUUUAUUUCAUAUCUGCU